AUGCCAGAUAUUUUAGAGAAUGGAAUACGCUCCAAUAUCAAUGCCUGCAUUUUACCGUCAGAAUCCACGUCAUGCACAACGUUUUCAAAUGGCACAAUGCUUGGCAAGGAUUUCCAUUACACUUCAGAUACGGAACAUCGUCAAAUAUUCAAUCGUCGGCAAGUUAAUCUAGAGUCACAUCAAUUAGUAUGGCUCGAUCCAGAUUUCAACCGGGAAAGUACUUUUAGUAUAAAAAGUCUACGAAAUAUUAUUGACUAUACGAGAGUGUUUGAUAACAGUGAAGAUUGUUUAAAAUACAUCGAAAAAACGCAGGAUACAACAACAUUUUUAGUUUGCUCAAAAAAAUUGGCACCACGCUUUAUUCCUGAAAUACAUCAGCUGCAGCACGUUUUAAGGAUUUAUGUUGAAUCUACAUCAGAAAAUCAACAACCAUGGUUCUCAAACUAUCCAAAAGUUAUAGAAGUCAAGAAAGAUACUACUCAUCUAUUGGAUAAUUUAUCUACAGAUGUUUACAAAUACCUGAAACAUCGGAUAUUUCUGAGCUUUGAUGGAUUUAGUAAAAUCGAAAAGACAACCGAUAACUAUGGUAGCAAUUGGUGGUAUGGUUUUAUUCGUCUGCUAGUUGCGUUACCAUAUCCGAAAGAUUCUUGUCAUAAACUGGUUGAAUUUUUAAGAUUUUACUACGACGGAAACAUACAACAACUUCGUGUAUUAUCAGACUUUGAAGCGAAUUAUAAGUCAAAUGAAGCAAUAUUGUGGUAUACACGGCCAACAAUUGUUUUUGGCUUAUUAAAUAAAGCUCUUCGUCAGCAUAAUAUUGAGGUUAUGUUUCUCUUUGGAUUUUUUGUUCAAGAUUUUUAUCAGCAGCUGAAAACCGAAUUUGAAAAUUUUAAAUCAACACACUUAGAGCAUCAUACAAUAGUUAAAUCUUAUCGUGGGCAAGUGAUGCACGUAGAUGAGAUUAAACAGUUAAAAAUUGGUCAUUACAUAACGAAUAAUAGCUUUUUGUCUACAAGUCUCGAUCGUCGUUUAGCAUCAUUGUUCUUGAAUUCAUUAUUACAGCCUGAUGAUCAAUUUCAAAAUGUUUUAUUUGAAUUUGAAAUUGAUGAUAGACAAGAAAUAUCGAAUUUAUUUGCAAAUAUUUCUUCGCUAAGCUGUUUUCCCGAGGAAUUAGAAUUACUAUUUAUGAUUGGAUGUAAAUUCGAGGUACAAGAUAUUGCAUUUAAUGAGACUGAAAAUUAUUGGCUCGUCAAAAUGGAUUUAGACUACGCUUACCGUUCUCAAGAAUAUCGAUUUAAUGAAAGUACUACUCACGCAAAUCUUCGAGAAGCAUUAAAAUUUUGUUCAAGUGCACUUACGAACUGUAGUACUCAUGUACCAGUGGAAGAUAUCAAUAAGCUGUUCAAUGAAUUGGCUGGUUUAUUUCCGUCAGUAGAAAAAUGGAUUUGGGCUAUUAAAUUAUUUUGUUUGGGACUGCGAAAGUACGAAACAUCACGAAAUAAUAGCGAACCAAUUUCACACUAUAAACAAGCGUUAGAUAUGUGGAAUAAUUACAUAGACGACGACGAAUAUAAUUGCUUGUUGAAUAUUGGUGAGAUACACAAGGUCAUAGCUGUUUGCUUUGAAGCACGACAUCCGCAGGACAAAAAGUCUGCUAUGAUGCAUUGCGAUUUAGCUAUACGUUACAUGAAAUCAGCGGAUGAACAAGUGCAUACGGAUUAUGAAAAAAUAGAUGUAAUGAAUCGACUCGCUAAUACAUAUAGCUGCAAAAUGCAUAUUAGUAAUAAUAUAAAAGAGAAUGCUCCGAUGGUUAUGAAAUACUUAGAACUGGUUAUUCAAAAAAUGUUGAAAUAUUAUACAAAAACUGAUAUUAUGAUUAUUUCGCGUAUGGAACGUCUAGCUAAACUUUUCGUUUUAGUGGAUAAAUACGAUGAUGCUUUGACAAAUUAUAAGACUGUGCUUGAAGUGUACCGACAACAAACAAAACCACCUUUAGAGUGGAUCGAAGGUGUUUGUGAAAGUGUGGCUAAUAUCUAUGUCAAACAUAAAUAUAAUUAUGAGUCAGGACUUCACUAUCAAUUAAUCAGGCAUGAGUAUGCAUUGAAGUCUCAAGCAAUGUAUCGAAGUGAUGAUAUUAAUGAUAUUAAUAGUAAAAAACACCAAAUAGCGUUGAGCUAUGAAAAGUUAUCGGUCAUUUACAUUAAGCUACGCCAGUAUAAUUUAGCAAAUACAAAUUUAUCUCUAGCUGUGAAAUUGUAUGAAGAAAUACUAGAAUCAGCAGAUUUAUUUGGUACGGUGCACCGAAUUGCAGAAACUAAAGUGGCAUUAGCAGACAUUGCCAUGAAUUUGCAUCAAUACGGCUUGGCAUCUGAGCAUUUGCACAGUGUCAUGCGAUUGUGUGAAGGAAGACCGAAAUUCUACGAUGAAAAGAGCAAAGUUGCUGAUAUGGAUAUCAAAUUAUCAAAUCUCUAUGCAGAAUUACAGGAGAAUAAUAUGGCCGAUCAGCAUUUAACAAGAGCGCUCAAUACCUAUCGAGCAAUGAGUGAUUCGCAAUUUGCAUGUAGAGCGAGAGUUAGAACAGUUAGCAACGGUCGUAUACAACGGCAGAAACGUUCGCUGACGAUUAUUUAUCUAAAAAAAUGCAAUCGGAUACGAUCGAACCUCGUCGUAUUUCUUGAUUCGAAGAUCAAGACUAUAUCUCAUCGCGUUAUAUACAACGAAAUACGAUUCAUAUGUAGUUGCCAUCGAUGA
Molecule: messenger RNA, 2751 nt
Organism: Rotaria socialis
Lineage: Eukaryota; Metazoa; Rotifera; Eurotatoria; Philodinida; Philodinidae
Source: the annotation of a GenBank genome assembly